This is a messenger RNA of Lathyrus oleraceus (garden pea), 2217 nucleotides long. RefSeq lists its product as uncharacterized. The record is from RefSeq and is a predicted model, not a curated record. Bases 1 to 2217 code for a protein of 738 amino acids. Gene Ontology annotation, molecular function: aspartic-type endopeptidase activity. Gene Ontology annotation, biological process: proteolysis. The transcript is spliced from 2 exons. Lineage: Eukaryota; Viridiplantae; Streptophyta; Magnoliopsida; Fabales; Fabaceae.
AUGAAAAUUCCUGUGCAAGAAGAUGACCAAUGUGAGGAUUACUAUUCCAAUGUUGAAGAGAAUGUUGCUGGUGAGAAAUUUCGUAUGCUGGAAGAAAGGUUACGUGCUAUGGAGAACCAAUAUGUCAUGGGGAUGGAUUUCAAUGACAUGGGUCUUGUUCCCGGGCUUAGAAUUCCAAACAAAUUCAAGGUACCCGAUUUCAUCAAGUACAAAGGGAAUUCUUGCCCAAAGACUCAUGUGCGUGCUUAUUUCAGAAAGAUGUCUACAUAUUCCAAUGAUGAGAAGAUGUUGAUGCAUUUCUUCCAAGACAAUCUGUCAGGAGGAUCUCUUGAUUGGUACAUGUCUUUGGAGAGGGCUAAUGUACGAAGCUGGAGAGAGUUGGUGAAUGCCUUUGUAACACAUUACCACUACAACUCUGAUAUGGCUCCCAAUCACACUCAGUUGCAGAAUUUGACACAGGGGAACAAUGAAUCCUUUAAAGAAUACGCGCAGAGAUGGCGUGAGUUGGCUGCUCGAGUUCAACCUGCACUGAUGGAGCGUGAGCUUGUUGAUCUAUUUAUGGGAACUCUUCAAGGAGUUUACUAUGAUCGUUUGGUUGGUUGCACCACUGCUGGUUUCCCAGAUUUGGUCACGGCUGGUGAGCGUGUUGAAGUGGGUAUCAAGCUUGGUAAGAUUCAAGUUCCUAGUUCUGGAAGUUCAUCUGAUAAGGGUAAGAAGCCUUUCACAGGCUUUUCGAAGAACAAAGAAGAUUCUAGUUCUGCUUAUAUGGGUAAAGGUAAAGGGAGAGCCUUUUCCGAACAAGUAGCUGUUGUCACAACUCCUACUGUUCAACCUCGUCAGCAAACUCAACAACCUAGACAACAACAACAGACUGCUCCUCGCCAGAGAAAUGCUCAACAAAGGACUAUGGGUCCUCCUAGGCAAUUCACUCCUCUGCCUAUGACCUAUACUCAGUUGUUUAAUCAUCUUUGCCAUAUCAACUUGAUUGAAUUGAGAAAUUGGACAAUGCCAUCCUCUCUCCUUGCUAGUCAUGAUCCAAAUGCCAAAUGUGUGUUUCACUCUGGAGGUGUUGGGCACGACAUUGAGAACUGUUGGGCGUUCAAACACAAAGUGCAAGACCUUAUUGAUAAUGAGACUAUUGAGUUUGAGCCUCCUAAUGGACCAAAUGUGGUGCAAAAUCCCAUGCCACCUCAUGGAGGUGCUGCGGUGAGUGCUAUUGAAGUAGAUGAAGAGUUAAAUUUGAUCAUGGAUGCUAGUCUUGUAACUACCCCGCUGCCUUUUGUCAAAGAAUAUCUUUUAAAGAUGGGGGUCUUUCCUGGUUGUGCUGCUGAUUGUAAAGAUUGUUUAUAUCAGUGUAAUGGUUGUGAUUGUCUGAAGUCUGAAAUUCAGAAUCUAAUUAACGAGGGAUCUCUACAGUUUGACCGUCUGAAAAAGAAAGUUGUAGAGGAAGUUGAUGUUAUCACUAUUCCUGUGCCUCCAAAGAAACCCACUGUUCGUAUUACUUUACCAAGCCCUGUUCCUUAUAGCAGUGAUAAAGGUGUUCCAUGGAAUUAUAGGGAAAAAGUAUAUUACCAUGGGCAGAAGGUUGCUGUUAAGACUCCUAAUUCUGAUGUUAAUGAUGUUGGUGGAACUGGUCGAAUUACUAGGAGUGGUCGUGUGUUCUCUCUUGUUCAAAGGACUUCCGAGAAUACUCAACCUUCUGGUUCAAAUUCGGGGAUGCCAUCUAAUGAAGAAGUUGAAGAGCUUAUGAGAUACAUCCAAAAAAGUGACUAUAGAGUGAUUAUUCAAUUAAGCAAGACAUCGUCAAAAAUCUCUAUUCUAUUCUUGCUGCGAGAUUCGGAAGCUCAUAAAAAUGCCUUGAUAAAGCUGUUGAACACUUCUUUUGUACCACAAGAGAUAUCAGUAAACCAGUUUGAACAUGUAGUUGCAAGCAUUACUGCAAGCAAUGGUUUAGGUUUCACUGAUUUUGAUUUGCCUCCCGAGGGUAGAAAGCAUGACAAAUCUCUUCAUAUUUCUUUGGAAUCUACAGGUGGUACUUUGUCCCAUGUGCUGGUUGACACGGGUUCGUCUUUGAAUGUACUUCCAGAAGUGGCGCUGAUGAAAUUGAACUAUCAAGGGGUGGAGAUUCGACCAAGUGACUUGAUGGUGAGAGCUUUUGAUGGGUCUAGGAGGGUUGUCUUUUAUGAAUUUGACUUACCAAUAAAGAUAUGGCCUUAA